AUGAGCCAUGUGGUUCGGAUGAUUCUCCGCAAGGAGGGCGUGCGGGGGCUGUGGCGCGGCACGGGGCCCACGUGCGUGCGCCUCGGGCUGGGCCUCGGGCUUUUCUUUGCCACGUUGGAUCCAGCCAUGCACGCUCUCGCCGCCCUAGAGAAUACCGUGGAGGAGAAGCGGAGGCGGAGGCGGCGGAAGGGGAGGGAGGAAGGCGGGGUGGGGGAGGAGGAGGAGAAGGGGGGUGCGCUGGGUGCGGAUGGUCGAAAGGGUGGGGUUUCAGGGGGGGUUACAGGCGCGGGUGCGGGUGCUGCGCAGUUCUCGUCGCGGGUUACGUUUAUGGCGGCGGUGGUUUCGAGAUCGCUGGCAGCUGCUGCGCUCGGUAUGAUGCUCUUGCUUUCACUGGCUGCUGCUGCGCUGUGCCCCGUUUCGGUGGUGAAGACCCGCAUGGAGGUUAGGGGAGAGGUGAAUGGGGGAACAGCGAAUGGGGUAGGUGGUGGUGAUGGCUUUCGCUACACCUUAGAGGUAACCACCAACACUAGCGGCAUCAUGCUCUUGCUUUCACUGCCUGCUGCGGCUGCUGCUGCUGCGCUGUGCCCUGUGUCUGUGGUGAAUAAUACCCGCAUGGAGGUGAGGGGAGAGAGGGGUGAAUGGGUGAGGGGAGGGAGGGGUGAAUGGGUGAGGGGAGAGAGGGGUGAAUGGGUGAGGGGAGAGAGGGGUGAAUGGGAGAGGGGAGAGAGGGGUGAAUGGGUGAGGGGAGAGAGGGGUGAAUGGCAUCUCUUGCUUUCACCGACUGCUGCUGCCCUGUGCCUCGUGUUCGUGGUGAAUACCCGCAUGGAGGUGGGGGGGGAGGGGGGGAGGACGGGGAGGAAUAAGUGUUGGAGAGGAGCAGCAGCGGGGGCUCUCGCAACCAUUCUUACUCACCCGCCUGAUGUGGUGCGAACCCAUCUGCAGCUGGCCACUCUGCGUGCGACACCUGGCAAGCCCCUGACCAUGCUCGGUGCCACGUCAGCCAUUUACAAGUCGCAGGGCCUACCUGGUUUCUUCCGAGGGGUGGUGCCGCGUGUACUGAAGCGAUCAAUGCAGCAGGCACUCACAUGGACUCUCUUUGAGCGCCUCUCGUCCGUUCUCUCUGGUAGGACGCUCGACACCUCACGUCGCCCCGCACUCGACUCUCUCCUUACUGGUCGCCCCACACUGGACUCCCUCCUUACUGGUCGCCCCGCACUAGACUCCCUCCUUACUGGUCACCCAACACUCGACUCCCUCACUCGUCGCCUCACACUCGACUCCCCCACUCUCCGCCCCGCACUCGAAAGUCUCUAG
Messenger RNA from Closterium sp. Naga37s-1, 1314 nucleotides. Lineage: Eukaryota; Viridiplantae; Streptophyta; Zygnematophyceae; Desmidiales; Closteriaceae. The record is from the annotation of a GenBank genome assembly.